Messenger RNA from Chara braunii, 8168 nucleotides. The record is from the annotation of a GenBank genome assembly. Lineage: Eukaryota; Viridiplantae; Streptophyta; Charophyceae; Charales; Characeae.
GUCGGCAUGAAGAAACCAAGCUUACUUUAAGGAGGCAGCGUGGCUGGUUGAGGGGCGGCUUCAACAUCAUAGUCAGUUACAAUAUCAAGACCAAUGACAACAACGGGCUCGACUAUGACUGCACCGACAACACAGAUGGAGAUGGUGGCGGCGCCCAUGCAGAACGCUGUUGCUGCAGCCUUGCGCGGAGAAGAAGGAAAUGUGCUGGAGAUGGUGAGGUUGUAUAAGCUACAGAUGGACGAGAUCUACGCCGUGCUGAUUCAACAUCGACAUGAUCUCCCAGCGGAACUCUUGGGGGAGGGUGAGGAGUUGCUGAGUGGUUGGGAGGAGGAGCUCUAUGUAAACCUCCCGUCCUAUCGGUUGGGCGCGAUUGAAGAAGCACAGGUGAUGCUAGAGUUGGGUGGGUGCGCUGAAGUGUUGGAGAAAGUGAGGGGAAUCUUCGUGGAACUCUGGGGGGGGCUGUAUGUGAAUACAAGGCCUGAAGAUACGAUUGAGCGCGGCUGCGCAGGGCCUGAGAAGGGGCAGGUGCUGCAGGCUAGGUCGCAGGAUCGUUCGAUUGAAGUGCAUGCCGCUUGUAUUUCGGCCACUUUCGAGGAGAGUGCAACUGACCGUGGGAAGUUUGAAGAGGGGCAGGGUUUUUGCGGCGUGUUGAAGGAGUGCUUGAUCGUAGGUGACGAAGAUUGUCUGCCAAAGGAGGGAGGGGAUAUCUCCAUAGGUGAGGAUCAUCACAGCAACAACAACAACAAUAACAACAACAACAACAACAACAACAAUAAUUAUGACAGCAAUUUCAUCCAGGAAAUGGACGAUGAGUUUAGGUCAUGUGCUGCGCAGGACUCGAAUGAUGCAAGCACAAAUGACGUUCAACUUCUGGGUAUCGUCUGCAACAAGGAUAACAACAACAACAACAACAAUACGGACAAAAGCUACGUCACCAACGGCGAAAACAACAGGUGUUUGGAUAAAUAUGGUGACGGGGAGAUUUGUGCCUGUUGCGAGGAUAAAAAUAGAGGCGACAAUAACAAUAACAGCAUAGUUGCUGCCCUUCGAGUGUGCUUCCAGGCCAACUACGGCGCCAGUGGUGAAGCCUUACGAAAAUGGACUGAGGAAGAGAAGAUGGACCACCUAGGGCAGCACGUGUCGUUGAGCUUAGGAAGGGACAUUAUGGCUAUCGUCUCCUCUAGUGGAUCCUGGAAGGAAACCCGGAAUGAGAUGAUGAGAAAGUACCUGAAGGCGGAGAAAAUGGCGACAGAGGCUGAAUUGGCGGCCGUCCAAAGGAAAAACUAUGCCACUUACAAUGACUUUCUCAAGGCGUUCACUCUAGUGGCAUUGCGAAUCCCUAGGGUAACGGACCGAAUAAUGAGCAAGUACUUCCUUAGGCAGUUCUCCGAGUUCGACAAAGAUAAGAUUCUGUCAACCUACCAGCAGACUAGCAAGUUCGAGUACACUAGGGAUGUGGACUUCAGCAUGGUAACAGACCUCGCAGACAAGACAGUGGUGACCGACACGCUAGCCCUGCUUAAGGAAGGGGAGGUUAUAGACUUGACUGGGAAGACAGGGGAUAAGGUCAAGAAGGGAAUAGAGAGCCUACAUGAAAGGGUGCACGGGGUCGAGAGCAAGAUGGACAAAAUGGAAAAUGCAUUAUUAGUAAUGCAGGCACAGGUGUCUCGACCCGCCCUCCCGCCCCAAGAGGCCGUAGUUCCGGCAGCCGUAGCUAAUCGGGGAUUUGGCAGGAGGGAUCCGGCCAACGAACGAUGCAGGUAUAUCCUGGAUGCAAGGGAUAACCUCAAUGGCUACGUAGAGGCGGUAGCACUCAAGAGAAAGACAGGGAAGGGAGUGGCCGAUUGGAUAGAGGAUUUCUACCUAAGACACCCCUUUGUGCGAAGGUUCAUAGCAGAUAAUGGGACGGAGUUUGUCAAUCAGGAGGUAUUGAGCAGGCUUAAGACCUUGUGCGUACCCAUCAAGAUCAUUGAGCCAUAUCACCCUGAGGCAAAUGCACCGGUAGAAAGGGGGCAUCGGACUUUGAAGAACAAAAUCGCCAAGCUGGCAGUGGAUGAUUUGGGAAACUGGCCGUGGUACCUUAAGCAGGCAGUCUUCUCUGGGCAGUUGGGAAAGAGGUUCAAGGGGCCCUACAGGAACGCUAAGCGGGUGGGACUGAACACGUUCAAACUUGAGGAUCUUGAUGGCACUAGCAUAAGAGGGCCAUUCCCGGGACAAAGGUUGGCCAAAUUUCUAAGCAGGGAUCCUGUGAAACAAUGGCUACAAGAGGCGCAGGACGGGGAAGCAGGGGAAUUGACAUCCGAGCUGGCGAACCUCCAUCGGGCCGUACGGAACCACAAGGCUCAGCACGAGGAUGCAGCACGGGCACCUAAUUCCCGUGUACAGGACUUGGAGCAAACUGCACGAAGACCGGAGGCUGGCGAGUCCAGCAGUGCACCGUCUGCCCGCCAACUGGAGGAACGAGUUGACCACGUAGUCGCAAUGCUCGGCGACAUCGGUACCUUCGCUGCACCAGCCACCAUCAGCAACCAGCUGGACACCUUGAAGAUCGAGGUUCAGCAACUGCAGCUGCCUAACAAAGAUGGCAACACCACGCAGCAUUACAAGAUGCCGACAUUCCAAAUUGAGAAGUUCGAUGAUUAUACGCAUCAAGACCCGGUCCUCUGGUGGAAGGGCUUUACGCAACUUCGGAUUCUGUUCGUCGCCAAGCACGCGUACAUCGGCGCGUUGUUCCUCAACUCAAAGGGCGGAUGCCAGAUCUGGUUGAGCCACCUGGCAACCGUCCACGGCGUCGACGUCACAAAUCUGAAAGAUAAGAUCUCUUGGGAAGAGUUAACACGACUAUGGAAGAAACGGUUCAUCGUGGACGACGCCCCGACGCUCGCCACCGACCGCCUCUUCGCUAUGACGCAAGGCAACACAUCGACACGUGACUGGCUCACGGAAUGGCAAAAGAUCGCGGCAAUGCCCGAUCUUGACUUGCCAUUUUCGCAUCUGCGCCGCGAGUUCUACAGCUGGUCAUUACCAACUCGGUUGAUGGACACCGGAGUAGAGGUUGUCGACCUUCACAAUUACAUUGCGAAGAUCGACCGCGAGUACAGGACACAACGGUACGACGACAUCGACGCACCAUUGUUAUAUGUACGCAUUCAGAUCGGAGAGGCGACCUGCAGCGCUUUGAUCGAUUGCGGAGCAUCUCGCAACUACAUGAGCCAGGACUUUAUGGAUAUUGAAAGCCCACGCGAUGAAACGGAUCUGCUUCUUGGUGGUGGUCUUCAGCAAGGAUCUGCAUUUACUGGAUACCUUGAUGAGCUGCGUAUCUACAACCGCCGAACGGUGCCUUUUGGUGAUAAAAAUAAUCCCCAUGGAAUGCUCACAAGACUUUAUCCAAGAUACUCAUCUCGCCUCUUUGCAUAUUUUCAGUUCAAUGAUGACCCAAGAGAUCGUAUUGUCUACUCUACUGUUGGUCAUGGAAAGGUCUAUGGUGUUCUGAGCACAUGGAUCGGAGGGGUACUACCUACGCUGGAAGGUGUUGCAGCACCCUGGGCAUUAGAGAUGGACGUCGGCUCCCUCAAGGACGGCGUGCAGUUACAGCAGACCGCAGCGCAACAGUUGGAGCAGCGGAUCUGUACUACCGCCAACAACUCGAGUUCGGAACCGCGCGAGACAACUCCAAAGUUUGACGGCCAGGAGAUCUUCUACGACUCGACGAAGACAGAUCCGAUUCCAUGGUUCCGCAAGUUCGAGCUCACGCUGCAGCUACACUACGUCAAAGAACACAAGCACCACGCGUACUUAUACUCCCGGUCGGAGGGCGCGUGCCAGGUAUGGUUGGACAAUCUCUUGUCCAAGUACGGAGUGGUAGCUGCCGACUUGCACACCAAGAUCAGUUGGGAUGAUCUGAAGGCAGCGUGGCACAAGCGGUUCCAAGUAGAGCCGUCGGAGAUCAAGGCAAUGGACAAGCUAAUGGUCUUCGAACAAGGCACGCUACCGAGUGUCGACUGGAUUGCCGAGUACCAACGCUUGACAUCAGUCCCAGACAUCCAGAUGGGCUUCAAAGCCAUCCGCCACUAUUUCAUCUCAAGGUCGUGUCCGACAUUAAGCAAUGCCCUGACUCACGUCGAGGACACCUUGACGACUACGGCGAAACUCUUUGACAAGGCCGCGCAGAUUAUCAUCACGAACAAGGAGGCUAAGAACCUGCGUUCGUCUGUGCCAGGCCCGAGCAGACAUCAGCAUCGGCCAAGAGUGGCAGUGGUCGCGGUGGCAACGCUGUUUGACCAAACUAGCGAGGCCGUGUCUGCCAAUGAAGGGGACAGACUCGCAGCCGCCCGGGAAGUCGCGGUGGGGGACAUCCUUGCGUAUGUUACCAAGGUGGCCCGCGAGUUUCGCACGCAGCGGUGCGAUGACAACAACGCACCGCCCAUGUAUGUCCGCAUCCAGGUUGGGCAAGCGUCCUGCAGUGCUUUGCUGGAUAGCGGCGCGUCUCGCAAUUUCAUGAGCCAAGCCUUUAUGCAAAGGGCUGGCCUUGGCGCACAAGUUCGAAGGAAGGCAAACUCGACGGCGAUCAAGUUGGCGGAUGGAAAGACGCAGCAACUUCUCGACCGUUACAUCGAGGUCGUACCGGUGUAUUUCGCACCUCAUGCAUGCGAACCGGUGACGUUCGACAUUCUGGACACGAACUUCGACAUCAUUCUGGGAAUGCCUUGGCUCGCAAGUGCGGAUCACACGGUCAACUUCCACCGGCAGACUCUUAGCGUUCACGACGCCUUUGGCGCCGAAAUAUUGGAGGAUCAUCUUGGGCAUCUUCGACGAGUGUUGGAGAUGCUCUGCCGCGUCAAGUACAAGGCCAACCGCGACAAGUGCAAAUUUGCCCGGCAAGAUGUGGAAUACUUGGGCCAUUUUGCCACUGUGGAGGGCAUCAGUCCACUAUCGGACAAGAUUCAAGCCAUCCAAGAGUGGUCGGAGCCACGGAAUGUCAUGGAUAUCCGUUCGUUCCUUGGCCUCGCUGGCUACUACCAGCGUUUCAUCAAGGGCUACUCGAAGAUCGCGGCCCACUUGACCAAGCUUCAAUGCGAGGAUCGACCAUUCGACUUCGGAGAGGAUGCGCGGGAAUCAUUUUUGACUCUCAAAGCCGCACUAUUAUCAGCAGAGGUCUUGCGCAUAUAUGACCCGCUUUUGCCUACGCGCGUCACUACGGAUGCGUCCGGCUAUGGCAUCGGUGCCGUCCUCGAGAAACACGAUGGCGUGGACUGGCACCCGACCCAAGACACCGUUAACAGCACCAUCGCUCGAUGGAUGACUUUCAUCGACCAGUUCGACUUCUUUCUCGAUCACAUUGCGGGGAAGUCGAACCGUUUUGCGGAUGCUCUUUCACGGCGUCCAGAUCAUUGUACCGCGGUCUACUCAAUCUUCGAGAUCGACGACGACCUGUGGAACAGCUUCAUCCACGGCUACCAAGUCGACCCCGAGUUUCGCGACAAGUACGCGAGUUGCUCCUCUCCUAAUCCGGCGCCUUCUCACUACCGGAUCCAAGAGGGGUACUUGCUUAUCCACACGUGGGGGAGGGACCUUCUUUGCGUACCGAGUGAUCCUCACUUGCGUACACAGCUUCUUGGCGAGUUUCACGAUGCUCCCGCCACUGGACACUUUGGAGUUAAUCGCACGAUUGGCGGACUUCGCGAGCGAUUUUGGUGGCCCGGCCUUCUCGGCGACGUCACACGCUAUUGCGAGUCAUGCGAGGUUUGCCGACGCUGCAAAUCCCGCAACCAUCGUCCGUACGGCGAGUUACGACCAUUACCGGUCCCGUUGAGGCGAAGGGAAGUGAUUGCUAUGGACAUUACCGGCCCAUUCCCCAAGCACAAGACCGGAGUGGAUGGGAUUCUCACGGUGGUCGACCGACUCACCACGUUCGUCAUGUUUUUGCCUUGUCGCUAUCAUGCCAAGGCACCGGAGUUGGUCGAGGUUCUCUACGCUGGUUGGAUUCGAACCAAGGGUUACCCCAAGGAAAUCGUUUGCAACCGCGACACUCGGUUCAUGUCCGAUUUUUGGUUGGCGCUCAUCAAGCGAUGGGGCUCAUCUCUCAAGCCUAGUUCAGCUCGCCACCCUCAGACCGAUGGCCAAACAGAGAGGGCGCACCAGACCGCACAGGUUCUCCUUCGCACUCUCAUCCGUCCUGACGAGAAGGAUUGGGUUGGGCGGCUGCCAGAUGUCGAGUUGGCCUACAACUCCUCCAUCCACCCGGCUAUCGGGAUAUCGCCCUUCGAGUUCGAGCACGGCUCGCCGGUCACUUCGUCGUUGGACACCAUCACUCCACAAACGGUCGAGAGCGACGACCAUCUUCUUUUCUUGCGUCGGAUGCAAGAGCUACUUGUCAAGACACGCGACCAGAUGGCCAAGACGGAGCAAUGCAUGAGCCAGCAGGCCAAUCGCCAGCAUCUUCCUUGCCCAUUCCGCGCCGGCGAUCUCCGCCCAGACUACGAAUGGCAGAUCCUAUCUAGCCUAUCUACGAUGCCGCUGGUGAUGUUAACAGCUUCCCGAAGUAUGAGCAGAUCUCGGCCAAUGCCGUUCACAUCAAGCACCAGGGAGGAAACUAGAGAGGACGACAGGAUCCUGCGAUCAGCGUGGGGCCCGAUAGCCCACGUGGCAUUAGGAGGCGUCAUGGCAAGCCAACCGUUAGUUUUGACUCCCGAAGAGAUCGCCAUACGACAAGCAGAUGCUCAGGAGGCACAACUACAGAAGGCUUUAGGGGAGAUAAAGGCAAAGAAAGAGAGAAUGAUUAGGAGAAGAGCAAGGAUGCAGCGGAGACAAGCGGACAUUAGUGAGUUAGAGGAGAUGGACCUGACGAACGUGGAUGAUAAUGUGAGGACUCUGAGGACGGUCUUGCUAGAUGUGGUAGAAAUGCAGGAUCACCAAAUGGCGCUCUUACAGGACAUCCUGCAGAACCUGGCCGUGGUGGUCGGGCGAGCGCAGGCGAGACCAUCACCAUCAGGGCCCGGUGCCUGGCUUGUGGUACAACCUCCUCCAUCUGUCCCACGGGUGACUGGGGAGGAAGAAGGGUUGGAGGUGGUCGGCUAUGGUGGACGGGUGUGGGUGAGGGAGGAGGAAGAAGGGUUGGAGGUGGUCGGCUAUGGUGAACGGGUGUGGGUGAUGGAGGAGGAAGAAGGGUUGGAGGUGGUCGGCUAUGGUGAACGGGUGUGGGUGAUGGAGGAGGAAGAAGGGUUGGAGGUGGUCGGCUAUGGUGGAUGGGUGUGGGUGAGGGAGGAGGAAGAAGAGUUGGAGGUGGUCGGCUAUGGUGGACGGGUGUGGGUGAUGGAGGAGGGAGAAGGGUUGAAGGUGGUUGGCUAUCACGGACGGGCGUGGGUGACGGGGGGGGGAGAUAGGUUGGAAGUGGUCGGCUAUGCUGGACGGAUGUGGGUGAUGAAGGCGGAAGUCAUUGAGCAGUAUGACUUCGAGCCCCAGUACAUCAAAGGAGAGUACAACAAAGUUGCUGAUGCGUUGUCGCGUAGGUCGGACUUUCUCGAUGCGUUGAUUACCGAGUUUGGGCUUGCGGACGAUGUUACUCGCUCUUUGGUGGAAGCUUGUCGCGAGGAUCCGUUUAUGGUUGAGGUCAUACGCAGACUCGAGGCGAAGGAAAAAGCGACUUCAGCCGAGUUUGAGUUGGUCAACGGCCUGCUGUUCCUUGAGAAGGCCAGGAAUAACAGGGACAAGCCACGUACACAGGCCCCUCUUGGGCUUAUUAAGCCCCUUCCGAUUCCGGAAAGGCCCGGUGAGAGCCUAUCCAUGGACUUCAUGGACACGCUGGUCACGAGCAAGAGUGGAAAGAGACACAUCUUUGUCAUUGUGGAUAGGUUUAGUAAGUAUGCUAGAUUAGUUGCAAUGCCUGAAAGAGCGAAGACCGAGUACGUCAUUACGCUGUUCAAGGAAAACUGGGUCAGAGACUUUGGGCUUCCAAAGUCUAUUAUUAGCGACCGGGAUGUCAGAUUCACAAGCGAGUUGUGGAAGGCUGCAGCUGCAGAACAGGGUACACAGCUGCAGAUGACCUCCGGGAAUGACCAGAGGCAAACGGGCAAGCGGAGCAGCUGAAUCGCGCUGCACAACACCUGCUGAGACACUACAUCAAACCCAAUCAGGUGGACUGGGAUGAGAAACUUGCGCUCAUCGCCAGU